This is a messenger RNA of Fusarium redolens, 1678 nucleotides long. Its product is annotated as acyl-CoA dehydrogenase/oxidase. The record is from RefSeq and is a predicted model, not a curated record. Bases 313 to 1596 code for a protein of 427 amino acids. NCBI's taxonomy places the organism in Eukaryota, Fungi, Ascomycota, Sordariomycetes, Hypocreales, Nectriaceae. The transcript has 4 exons. Gene Ontology annotation, biological process: L-leucine catabolic process. Gene Ontology annotation, molecular function: flavin adenine dinucleotide binding; 3-methylbutanoyl-CoA dehydrogenase activity.
UGAUAACGCCAAUCACGCAAGAGAAGAUCAACUCAUGGGUGCAAACCACUAGAUAACCGCUUUGACAUUGACACAUUUACUGGAGAAUGAUCGCCAUAGAUAAUGUGCUCAUCUGCCGAGGUUACAGACAGCUUAGGCCGUUUGUCCCUGCAGCUUUGAUAACGACAUACCCGACGUUGUACGCGCCAUAUGAGGUGUUCAAGACUGCCGUCCGUCUGCCUAUAAAUACACUAUCUUUCUCAGAAGAUUGUUCCGAAGUAAUUAUUCUUAAUCGAAUUCGUACAUCGUGAUUGGACCCAAGCAUUUCUCAUCAUGGCUUCCUCAACUUUUGAGAGCUCCGACCCAGCCGUUUACAAAGAGUAUGAAGCUCAAUGGUCCACUCUCCCCACUGAUGCUGAAGGCUGGAUUAAGCGCGCCCAGGACGUCGCUGAAGUCCUAGCAAGAGAUGCACCAGCUAGAGAACGCGCAAAUAAGUCUCCCAAGGCUGAAGUCGCUCUUCUCAAGCACUCUGGUCUUCUCAAGAUCCUUGGCCCAGCUAAGUAUGGCGGUGGUGAACAGCCGUGGAGUGUUGGUUUCAGAGCAAUCCGUGAGGUCGCUAAGAAGGAUGGAUCUGUUGGCAUGCUUCUGGGCUACCAUCUCGUCUGGUCCACAACAGCCAACGUAGUCGGAACUCCCGAGCAAGCAGACCGCACCCACAAACUCAUCAUCUCUAACAACUACUUCGUCGGCGGUGCCGUCAACCCGCGGGACAACGAUCUCAAGAUCACUUCCAACGGAGAUAAGCUUAUCUUCAAAGGUUUCAAGAACUUUAGCACUGGCGGUGUAAUUUCCGACUUGACCGUCCUUGAAGGUGUUUAUGGAGAAAAGGAAGAGCAUAUCUUUGCUAUUGUUCCAACGCAGCAGCCCGGUAUUCAGUUUAAGCAUAACUGGGAUAAUGUUGGAUUGAGACUUACGGAGUCCGGGGGUGUUAAUAUCGAGAAUGUUGAGGCGCCGUGGGGUGAUGCGUUGGGAUGGGAUAUUGAGGCGAAGAAGCCUGAUCCUAAUAUCUUGGCUAUUCCUUUCACGAGUCUAUUUCUGCCGACAAUUCAACUAAACUUUGCUAACCUUUACCUCGGCAUUGCGGCCGGUGCUCUUGAGUUUGCCAAGGAGUAUACUCUCAAGAACACUCGCGCCUGGCCCUUCGGUGGCGAUAACAAGGAGAAAGCAACAGACGAAUUCUACAUCCUCUCCACCUAUGGCAACUUCUUCGCCCAUCUCCGCGCCACCGAAGCUCUCGCCGAGAAAGUCAAUGCUGAAGCCGACUCUCUCUACGCAAAGUACUCACAAGAUCGCUCCGCUGUUACAGCCGAACAGCGUGGUGAGUUCGCAGAAUGGGUCGCCAGUCUCAAGGUUGUCACUACAGACACUGGUCUUAAGAUCACGUCGGGAGUUUUCGAAGUCACUGGCUCGAGGUCAACUGCUGCAAAGGUUGGAUUGGAUAGGUUCUGGAGAGACUUGAGAACGCAUACGCUGCAUGACCCUGUGGCGUAUAAGAAUCGGGAAUUGGGACGGUAUCUUUUGUUGGGAGAGUAUCCUGAGCCAACCUGGUACACUUGAUCUGAGAGAGUUUUGGCUACUAGACAGAUCGGAAGCCAAUGAGAAUUUCAUACCCGUCUAGUACUUAAGUAUAAUGGAUAUU